GUGUUUCUGUUUAUACCGGUGUACUUGGGUUGUGGUUUGUGUAUUGUGUAAUUGUUAAGAAGGAUAAGAAACGAAGAACUCGGGGAGAAAUCUUUGUUUUAAAAUCAUGGUAUGAAGCGUAGAAUGGAGGCGAAGUCAUGGGUUGUAGAUCUCAGGGUUUCAAUAGCAAGUACACAGACAGGCAGAUGUUUGUGAAUUCGGCUAGAGACAAGCUCAUACGGACAGUAUCCGCUAUGGAUGACCUUGGAGGUCUGUUUGUAGCUCGAAGCUGACUGGUAAUUCGAUACACCUGGCUGUUAGUCAGAUGGCUGCACCGAUCAUGAUUUAAAUGUUACCCACAUCUCAAAAUUCGGUUCGUGACAUCUGGAGGAUGAAACAUACAGCGGUCAACACAUCUUAAACGAGACUGUCUGAUGGAUGUUUUAACGUGGACUUAUCCGCACGCGCGUCAUCCGAAAUCUAUUUUUGUGGUUCUUGAAUUCAGCGUUCACGAAUGCGUGUUUCAGCCAGAAUAGUUUUUUUUUGAUCAUCAGUAUGGGAGAAGCAGACAAGAAAGGUCGAAAACUGGUGGCACCAGAUGGCGGGUGGGGAUGGGUGGCUGUUAUCGGUGUCAUGUUGGUUAAUCUCUCUACCCGUUCUAUUGAGCCGUCGUUUGGGCUGCUGUUUGGAGAUAAACUUCGAGACAUGGGUGUGACAACUAUGGGAGCGUCCGCCAUCAUGAGUACUCUAGACGCAACUAUCAACUUCUCUGGUUUAUUUGUGGGCCCACUCAUCCGGAAGUAUUCAUACCGCAAAGUGGCUCUACUUGGGUCUGUAUUGAGUGCCCUGGGAUUAAUAACAACUUUCCCUGCAGAUAGCAUGACGCACAUACUUUCGACGUACAGUAUUAUGGGAGGUUUGGGAGUUGGUUUCGCAUGGUCGUCUACUUUCGUAGCGCUGAAUCAUUACUUCAGCAAGAAACGCGGCCAGGCCAUCGGCAUGUCCAUGGUUGGUACUGCGCUGGGUAUGAUGGCAAUGCCGCAAGCCGUGCAGCUGUUGCUAGAAGCGUACAACUUCCAUGGAUCCGUGCUCAUCCUCGGAGGUUUUGCUCUCCAUUCCCUUGUCGGUUCCAUGCUCUUGCAGCCUGUGAAGUGGCAUCUUCGGCCGGAGGAACCAAAGAAGACCGAGGAAAAUGAGCAGCUGGAAAAUAAAGUUGGAAAACAGGAAAAUGAAUCUGAGGCACAGUCCCCACUGCUAGAGAAACCUAAGAUUGCGGUCACUACGGCCUCUGCGCACGAUGAUAUAGAGAAACAGGAGCCUAUUGCCACAAAACGCUCUCAACAGAUGCUCCGCAUCGUAUCCACCGGAAGUAUGUCAGCUCACAAGCGCAAGGUUUCAGUCAUAUCCAAUAUCUCCAGCAUGGACUUUACCGGCAGCACUUGUCAUGUUCAUACGCAUGUGGAAAGUGACGACGAAGACGGCCAUCACGGCGGUAUCUUUAUGAAGAAUCUUCGAAAGAAGAAGAGAACAUCCGCGGGCAAAGACGUCAAAAAGAACUCGACGUCGGAAAAGGACGUCAAAAGGCAAUCGGAGGUGUCGACACCACCCAGUCACAAUUCGUACUGGAAACGUGUCGUACAUUUUAUGGACCUGGACUUACUGAAAGAUCUGAUCUACCUCAAUAUUCUGUUUGGCCUCUCAAUAUUUUAUGUCGCGGAAUUGAAUUUUAAGAUGAUAGUUCCUUUCUUUUUACAUGAUUUGGGAUAUACAAAACAAGAUACAGCUUUUUUCCUGUCCAUGACUGCUGUGUCGGACAUCUUGGCACGUGCCGUGCUGCCACCUAUAUGUGAUAGAGUGAAGAUAAGGAGGAGGACACUUUUUGCAAUAGCCUCCAUCUUUCUGGGCAUCUCCCGAUCAGUGCUUGCGGAGCAGACUGAAUAUACGGCGCUGAUGGUAACGCUAGUGAUAAGUGGAUUCUUCAGGGGUGCUACAUUAAUCAACUUUAUGCUCACUAUAUCUGAACACUGCAGCCUGGAAAAGUUGCCUGCAGCAUUUGGACUCCACAUGGUAGCGAAGGGUUUGUUUAUUGUGGCACUGGGCCCCAUCAUAGGUGUAAUCCGAGAUAUAUCCGGAAGCUUCCCGCUGUGUAUCCACUCUCAAACGCUGCUGAUCUUCAUAUGUCUAGUAGCAUGGAGUAUAGAGUAUGUCGUCACGAGAACAUCUUCCAGUACCAAUCAAGAUAAUACGGAUAAUACAGACAAUACGUAACGUGUCAUUAUAUGCAAGUCUCAUAUCAGACGCAAUUUACAAGGAUGGUAGCAUUGCUGAGAAGGAUCUCCUAUAUUUAUUUGGUUAAGUAUAAGAAUCGCGCCUUAGAUUCGUCGCUGCAGCGAGAAUAUUCUGAGGUGGCCCUUGAAUUUCAGAAAUAAUAUUCUGUGCCGUUAUGGGUGGUAAAGCGACACCUAGGUUAAUGUUUCUUUGAUUUAACUGCGGUCGCGUAGAGCACGGCAGGUGAAACGUGUACAAAUCCACACAGUGUGUAACUUAAGAGGUGCGGCCAAAUAUUGAAGGUGCGUUCUACACCUGGAAAAGCGUCCUUUCCAAUUUACAGCCCCAUUUUCUUUGAGCAUAAAUUAAGCUGUAAUAAAAAUAAUUUAUAGAAUUUGAGAAAGUUUUAAUAUUUGUCUUCCGCUAAACUCAUGCAUUGCUUCUCGUAAUACCAACUCGUGCAGUUGUGUUUCUCGGAAGUCUGAGGUUAUAUUUAUUUAAUUAUUAAUUAUUAUAAUAAUUAUGAUAAAAUUUAAAAUUGUGUUGUGAAUUGUUAAUCAUUUCAGUAAAUACCCUGAUGAAUGGUUGGCAAUAUUUUUAUAUCAGGAAAAUUCCAUACGACCUUGAUUUGAAGAUGCCAUUCAUUUAAUGUGCACCCUUUUAUUAGGGAUAAGCUCUCAGGAAUUGAGACGUUAUAUUGAUUCUUAGAUGCCAUGAUGUGGAAGACGCAUGGCAAUUUUAGAAAAUGUAGAAUGUGAAAAAAUUUCCUAAAAUCAAAGAAAUAUGGUAUCUUGAGUAUGGAAGAACGUUAUGAUCGUCAGACUGGCUGAAUAAUGAGUAGGUUAAAUUAAUUAUGGUCCAAAGAUUUUAAAGUAUAUUUUUCAUUACAUGAGUCAUGGCUGUCGAAUAUGCAGAUACGAAAGGGUUAUAUUUAUAUAUUAAAAUACUUACAAAUUCCUAGAGUGUCAGAGCAUAUAGCAGAGUAAAUCUAAUGACGGUAAAAGAUUUGUUAAAAUAUAGUCCAACAUUGGAGAGAUUAAUUUAAAAUUACCGUAACGUCAUAGUUUCUGUUCUUUAUCAUCUGAUUUCUAUGUCGAUACAUCUCUAAGGCGUCAAACAAUGUGAGAGGUGUAACUCAUCGCUACUGUUUUAUCAUUUUUAUAAAUAAAUUUAAUUUAUUUUUCUCUA
Molecule: messenger RNA, 3435 nt
Organism: Zootermopsis nevadensis
Lineage: Eukaryota; Metazoa; Arthropoda; Insecta; Blattodea; Termopsidae
Source: RefSeq, a predicted model, not a curated record